CCAUACUACCAUGCCAGACCCCCCACCUUCCCAUCCAAUCCGAAGACGACACCCAUCGCCCCACACCCACACACACCCACAGAGAAGGGAAGAACAUUCCAUCCUCUCUUCCCUCCAUCCCUCCAUCACUCCUUCAAACACACUUCUAAACUCCUGUGAACUACUACCCCUCUCCCAGUCCCUUCCUGGAUCAUUCUCCUCGCAUCUCAUUCGGUUGUCCAUCCCUCGCCUUCCCUCCAAUCUCAUUCGCUGUGCCUGCCCCACCCCCGGCACAUCCCCGGCUUUCCCGGCUCUCCAUUGGCUGACAUUGGUCACAUGCUGCUGCCUGCUGCCGUCUCUGAUUGGUGCAGGGGAGACGUGGGACGUGGUCGCAGUGUGUCCAUUCCACUGCGUCUGUCGGAACCUUUCGGACUCUCUGAGCACGCUCUGUGCAGAUAAAGGCCUCCUAUUCGUUCCCCCGAAUGUCGAUCGACGAACCGUAGAGCUCCGAUUGGCUGAUAACUACAUCACGGAAGUGGGCGGGGCUGACUUCGCCAAUAUGACCGGAUUGGUCGAUCUGACUCUAUCCCGGAACACUAUCCACUCCAUCCGACCAAUGACGUUCUCCGAUCUGGAGAGCUUGCGGAGUUUGCAUUUGGACGGUAACCGCUUGACGACGCUGGGACCGAGGGACCUGUUGGGAUUGGUCAAUAUUCAGCACCUCAUCGUCAACGGUAACCAGCUGACCAGGGUAUCGGCAGAAGCGUUCAAUGAUUUGCUGUUUACGUUGGAGGACUUGGACCUGUCUUACAACAACCUUAGAUGGUGA
Salvelinus sp. IW2-2015 is the source of this 808-nucleotide messenger RNA. The record is from RefSeq and is a predicted model, not a curated record. Lineage: Eukaryota; Metazoa; Chordata; Actinopteri; Salmoniformes; Salmonidae.